AUGCGGCUGCUGGACAAGGGGCUACAGCCGACUGUGAAGCCCCAGAUUCAGGAAGAACAAUACAGUGAUGUGAGGCUGGUGAAUGGAAACAGUCCUUGUGAGGGAAGAGUGGAAAUUCGUCAUCAAGGAGAGUGGGGAACUGUGUGUGGUUUGGGCUGGGAUAUAACUGAUGCCUCAGUGGUGUGUAGACAGAUCAUGUUCUGUGGAGAUGCUGUAGCAGCACCGCAAUACGGACACUUUGGAGCAGGAACAGGAAAGAUCUGGUUGUCCUACGUGAACUGUGGAGGUUCAGAAUCUACACUGAAGGACUGUGAACAUCACGGAUGGGGUACUGUUUAUAGCUGCGGACAUUCUGAAGACGCUGGAGUCAUCUGCUCAGGUUUAGCUGUACGCCUGGCAGGGGGACCUCACCUGUGUUCUGGGAGACUAGAAUUCCAUCAUAAAGAAUCAUGGUACACAGUGUGUGACACCGACUUUGACCUCCAGGACGCAAAGGUUGUGUGUCGACAGCUGGGCUGUGGGACACCUGUACAGGUGCAGGGAGCAGCAGUUUUUGGUAAAGGGGACGACCGGGUGUGGAAGAACAAGGUUGAGUGCGGAGGUGAUGAACGUGACUUUGUUCAGUGUUUACGAUCAUCCACAAAGGAGACAAAGUGCACUCAUGACACUGAUGUGGGACUGGAGUGUUUUUGGUACACAAACAGCAGACUGGUGGAUGGCCCAGACUCCUGUUCCGGGAGGGUGGAGUUACAGUACCUCACUGAGUGGGGCACAGUGUGUGAUGCAUCCUGGGAUCUGAGAGCAGCCAAUGUCCUCUGUCAGCAGCUGGGCUGUGGCAGCGCUGUGGCAGUACCAGGACAGGCCUGGUUUGGAGAGGGCAAGGGUUCCGUCUGGGCUGAUGUGUUUGAGUGUCAGGGGAAGGAGACACACCUGUCCCAGUGUACUGUUUCUUCAUGGAACCGAGCUCCAUGCUCUCAUGAACAUGAUGCAGGAGUCAUCUGUACUGGAUCAUCUCCCUCAACCCUCAAUGGGACUGUCCGACUGUCUGGAGGAAGUGGCUGUGAGGGUCAGUUGGAGGUUCACUACCAGCACACCUGGAGCAGAGUUCUCCUGGACUCCUGGAGCAUCAGGGAGGCUUCUGUGGUCUGCAGACAGCUGGGCUGUGGUUCUGCACUGAGGAUCUACAGCUCCUCCCUGUCUGGGACAGGGGACACUGAUGUGUGUCUCACAGGGUAUCAGUGCUCUGGGACUGAGUCUCACCUGGUCAACUGCAGUGCUCCACACACACUCAGCUGUAGUUCUAGCCGAUAUGUGUUCAUAGCAUGUUCCAGUGAGUACAACAGGUCCCUGAGGCUGGUGGGUGAUGAGGGCGGCUGUGCAGGGAGGCUAGAGGUGUUCCACCAGGGCUCCUGGGGGACAGUGUGUGGUGACUCCUGGGAUCCGAAUGAUGCUCAGGUGGUGUGCAGGCAGCUCCAAUGUGGGAUGGCUCUCCGCUCUACCUCUUUUGGUCCAGGAAAUGGAUCUAUAUGGCUGGAUGAGGUUGGCUGUGUGGGGAACGAAUCAUCUCUGUGGGACUGUCCUUCUGCCCAGUGGGGAAACCAUGACUGCAUUCACAAGGAGGAUGUGGGAGUUGUGUGUUCAGAAUACAAAGAUCUGAGACUGGCUGAAGGUUGUUCUGGCCAGUUGCAGGUUUAUUACAGUGACACCUGGGGAAACGUGUGUUUCAAUCAGAUGGACACAAACACUGCGAGUUUAAUAUGUCAGCAGCUCAACUGUGGGAAGAGUGGAAAUGUUUCUAGUACAGGAUCUCGAGUGAAAGGAGCUCCAAACUGGCUGGAUAUUGUCAAAUGUCGCCCACAUGACUCCACACUGUGGCAGUGUCCAUCCUCUCCCUGGGGACAGAAUAAAUGUGAUGAUGAGGACGAAGUGGCCCUCAUUACCUGUGACCCUGGAGAGAAGACUGAUGUUCCACGUAGCUAUGUACAGUGUUCUACUGCUGCCAGCCAGAAACUGUGUUCCAACCACCUGCCCCUCAGGCUGCGGGGGGACAGCAGCACGUGCUCAGGGAGAGUGGAGCUAAGGUAUGAGGGCUCCUGGGGGACCAUCUGUGAUGACUUAUGGGACAUAAAUGAUGCCCAGGUGGUCUGCAGACAGCUGGGCUGUGGGGCAGCACUGAAGGCUCAUGGGAACGCUGCAUUUGGGAGAGGAAACGGCUCCAUUUGGCUCAAUGAGGUGAAGUGCAGGGGUGAUGAGCUCCACCUGUGGGGCUGUCCUCACUCUCUUCAGGACCACACGACCUCCUGCUCUCACAAAGAGGAUGCUGGUGUCACCUGUGAAGGGAUGUCUUUUGAACAUGUGACUGCCAAGGAAACUACACAAACAUCCACAACUACAACCACAGCAAAACCAGGUAUUACUACAUUCUCUCUGUAUGCAUAUGCAGUGCUUCUCUACAUUAGUUACAUACCUUCUGUCCUUUGAAUCACAAACAUGUUGUUCACUUCACUGUAUUUCUCCUUUAGUUGAACCCAGAUCACUGCCCCCAC
Scleropages formosus (Asian bonytongue) is the source of this 2546-nucleotide messenger RNA. RefSeq names its product deleted in malignant brain tumors 1 protein-like. Gene Ontology annotation, cellular component: membrane. The coding region runs from base 1 to 2481 and encodes 826 amino acids. The record is from RefSeq and is a predicted model, not a curated record. The transcript has 11 exons. NCBI's taxonomy places the organism in Eukaryota, Metazoa, Chordata, Actinopteri, Osteoglossiformes, Osteoglossidae.